This is a messenger RNA of Tripterygium wilfordii, 2204 nucleotides long. RefSeq names its product rhamnogalacturonate lyase-like. Lineage: Eukaryota; Viridiplantae; Streptophyta; Magnoliopsida; Celastrales; Celastraceae. Bases 72 to 2051 code for a protein of 659 amino acids. Gene Ontology annotation, biological process: carbohydrate metabolic process. The record is from RefSeq and is a predicted model, not a curated record. The transcript has 15 exons. Gene Ontology annotation, molecular function: catalytic activity; carbohydrate binding.
CAACAGCAUAGCACUACAACACUCACUGACAAGAUUUCCUCUUCUGCAACAAGAAAGAAACUUGUGCUGUUAUGGCAAAGAAAAAAUUGAGCUUGAUCACCCAAGGUUCAUAUGUGAUUCUGGAUAAUGGUUUGGUAAGGCUCACAAUACUGAAGCCUCAAGGGUAUUUAACAGGAAUUAAGUAUGGAGGAAUGGACAACCUUCUUGAUCUCAAGUCAAAUGAAUCCAGUAGAGGAUAUUGGGAUGUCAACUGGAGUUUGCCAGGCGGUCAGGACCGAUACCAACUAGUAAGCGGGGCUGAAUACAGUGUUAUUCAUAGGAGUAAUGACCAAAUAGAGGUUUCAUUCAAGAAAACAUACAAUCCAUCAACUCCUGGGCAUAAUUUGCCACUCAGCAUUGAUACCAGGUAUGCUUUGAGGAGUGAUGUUACAGGAUUCAACUGCUAUGCUAUAUAUGAGGUUCCUCCCGGAUCUCCUGCUUUUGAUCUUGCUCAGACAAGGAUGGUGUUUAAACUGCGACGAGAAAAGUUCCAUUACAUAACAAUCUCGGAUCAGAAGCAAAGGGUAAUGCCAAUGCCAGAGGAUCUACUUCCAGGUAGAGGCAAGCAGCUAAUCGUACCCGAGUCAGUUCUGUUGGUUAAUCCCAUCAAUCCUGAUCUAAAGGGCGAGGUAGAUGAUAAGUACCAGUACUCAAUGGACAACAAAGAUGGGGGAGUCCACGGAUGGAUAAGUUCAGACCCCAUUAUUGGUUUUUGGGUCAUCUUCCCUAGCAAUGAGUUUCGAAAUGGAGGUCCUACGAAACAAGAACUCACAGUCCACACAGGUCCAAACUGCCUUGCUAUGUUUCAUGGAACUCACUUUAUCGGAGAUGAUAUAUUAGCGCAUUUUCAAGACGGAGAGACAUGGAGGAAAGUGUUUGGUCCCUUCUUUGUAUACCUUAAUUCAACUCCAAAUGUAUCAAAUGCAUAUAACUUAUGGAUAGAUGCAAAGAAGCAGAGGCUGGUUGAAGAGGCAGCAUGGCCAUAUGAUUUUGUCUCAACACCCUACUAUCUCACUGCUAAAGAGCGUGGCUCGGCAACUGGAAGAUUAUUUGUCCAAGAGCGGUUUGUUUCUGGUAAUUUGAUCCCAGCCAAAUAUGCAUACGUUGGUCUAUCCGCUGCACGAACUGAAGGAGCCUGGCAAACAGAAAGUAAGGGUUAUCAGUUUUGGGUACAAACAGACGCAAACGGGAAUUUCACAAUCAAGAAUGUUAUCCCAGGUGUUUAUGGACUACACGGUUGGGUUCCUGGAUUCAUCGGUGAUUACCUUGACAAUGCACCUGUCACAAUUUCUGCAGGAUCGAACACGCUGCUUGGCAAUCUGACAUAUACUCCAAUCAGGGAUGGUCCAACUGUAUGGGAGAUAGGCUUCCCUGAUCGCACAGCGAUUGGUUUCUAUGUUCCUGAUGUGAACCCUAUGUAUGUCAACAAGUUGUUUAAGAGCCAUGAGAAGUUUAGGCAAUAUGGAUUAUGGGACAGGUACACUGAUAUAUACCCUGAUACAGAUCAGAUCUUCACUAUAGGCGUCAGUGACCCGAAAAAGGACUGGUUCUUUGCUCAUGUAGACAGAAGGGGUGCUGAUAACGAGUACCUUCCAACAACAUGGACAAUCAAGUUUAAUAUUGAUUCAGUAAUCAGUGGAACUUACAAGCUCAGAUUGGCCAUGGCAUCGGUGACCCGUACUGAUCUGAAGGUGCAUGUCAAUGUGAUAGACACACAACACCUAGUGUUCCAAGUGAUGAAUUUGGGAACAGAUAAUGCAAUUUGCCGUCAUGGCAUUCAUGGACUGUAUCGAUUUUAUAGCAUCGAUAUUCCGUCCACAUUGUUGGUUAAGGGAGACAACUCCUUGUUUCUUGUACUGGCCAGGGGUGGAGAUUCACUUUGUGGAAUCCUGUAUGAUUAUAUGAGGCUGGAAGCUCCUGCAUCUUCUGGAAGAAUAAAGGAGAUAGAAGAACAGAAGCAGGGCAGAGAGAUGGACAGAUGCCUUGUUUAUAAUCUCAGCUUUGAAGACUAGAGUGUUUAUCUAGUAGAAAACGAACAAUGAUCAAAAUAACUUUUGUAUAAGAAGGAAGACAGCCUGCAAUCAUUGUUACUUUCGAAAGAAUGUACCAACAGUUACUUCAGUGAAUUUUACCAUUUGAAUUCUGCACAUGAACCAUUUGCCUAA